AUGACUUCCAUCAAUAUGUCAAACAUGCUGCGGACAUGCAAAGCUGCCGGCUUGCUGCCUCUCCAAGGUUACCGAGUGCUUGACAUGACACGUGUGUUGGCAGGCCCUUACUGUACCCAGAUUCUCGGUGACCUUGGUGCUGAGGUCAUCAAGAUCGAGCAUCCAGUCCGCGGUGACGACACGAGGGCCUGGGGCCCGCCGUACGCAAAGUACGGGCAUGACUCUAAACACCAAGGGCCCGGCGAGUCGGCUUACUUUCUAGGUGACCCUGCAGGUGUCGACAUCCUCCACAAGCUGGCAGCCAAGUGCGAUAUCCUCGUCGAGAACUAUAUCCCUGGAGCCUUGAGGAAGUACGGUCUGGACUUCGACACCAUCCACAAAAUCAACCCGGCACUGAUCUAUGCCUCCAUCACCGGAUACGGACAGAAUGGCCCUUAUUCGCAGCGAGCAGGCUACGAUGUCAUGGUGGAGGCGGAAUUCGCCCUGAUGCACAUCACCGGAGCCCGUGAUGGGCCCCCGGUCAAGGUUGGUGUUGCUGUUACUGAUCUGACCACCGGUCUAUACACGAGCAACUCCAUCAUGGCUGCCCUUCUCGGCCGUCAGAAGUCUGGCAAGGGGCAGCAUCUGGAUGUCGCCCUAAGCGACUGUCAGACUGCCACUUUGGCCAAUAUUGCCAGUAGUUGCCUUAUCAGUGGCGAGAAAGAUACGGGUCGAUGGGGCACAGCACAUCCAUCCAUUGUCCCGUACAAGGCAUUCAAGACGAAGGAUGGCGAUGUGCUCUUUGGAGGCGGAAAUGACCGGUUGUUUGGUAUCCUGUGUGACGGCCUGGGUAAGCCAGAGUGGAAAGAUGACCCCAAAUUCAAGAUCAACUCGCAGAGAGUUGCGAAUAGAGACGAACUCGAGGCGGAGAUCGAGAAGAUUUCAACCCAAAAAACUACACAAGAGUGGCUGGAUGUCUUUGAAGGGAGUGGCAUGCCCUAUGCCGCGGUCAAUGACAUCCAAGGGACGCUAAGCCAUGAGCACACGCUCGCGCGGAAUAUGGUGAUAGAGGUUGACCAUGAGGACUGCGGUCCUAUCAAGCUAGUAAACACCCCGAUGAAGUUCUCUGAGAGCAAGCCUGGACUCAGGAGCCCGCCGCCAACUCUGGGACAGCACACUGACGAAGUGCUGCGCGCCUCGGCGCCAAUGGAAGGCAAUGAUGAUGGCAAAGUCAUACCACCCGCGUCAGCAGCAGCAAACCCGUCUCCUGCGCCUGCCUCGCGCUCGUCCUCCCCGUAUGUGAGCGAAGCCUCCAGGAAGUUCUCGUCACCAUAUACUCCCCAGUUCUCGCCUGCGACACAGAUGAUAUUGAAACGGAUGCGCGGCGAAUCUGGUGGGCUGAGUUCCGCCCUGGCGUCCGCAACGGCGCCCGACGCGCCAAGACCCAACUUCCCACGACCGAUCUACGAGAGUGUCAGAGAGCGCAUCGUUGCGAGCAUGACAAGUGGUAGCACGAUGUCCUUGCCAGCGCCGCCGUCUUCUCCGAACACCACAACAGCCAGCACUCUGCGCCUACCAGUGAAACCCGCCUUGAUGAGUGGCUCAAACGGCAAACCAUCAUUAUCAGGUGGCCAGAAGCGCAAACGAGGUCAUGGUGAUGGGAGCACUAGUGAUGCGUCUUCACCAGCUGAGGGUUCUGAUUACGGAGAGGGCAUCAAGAAGGCGAAACCAAAGCAGGCAGCCACUCCUCAGAUCACACAGUCAGGGAGGCGCAUCCUCAAGCCCGAUACGUAUGAUCCUGCGGCGGAGGAUAAUGCAAAAAAGAAUGCACGCUUGGUCAAGCGUACGACUGAGCAGGCUCUCUGCAAGAGGUGUACACGUAUGCACAGCCCGGCUAGCAACCAAAUGGUGUUUUGUGACGGGUGCAACGAUCCAUGGCAUCAGCGAUGUCACGAUCCGUGGAUUGAGGACGAAAUCAUCAAGGACCAGACCCUGAAGUGGUAUUGCGUCAUCUGUCAGGCGAGAAGAGAGCGGCUGCAGCCCAAGAAGAAGGUCGAGCAGCCUAGAUUUGGUAGCUGGGCUGGCAGACCAGCAUCGCAGAAACGAGCCUAUCUUUCAGCACUUUCUCCAGACGACUUGGUCAACCUGCUACUACACGCCACCGAACUGCAUCCCGACCUACCGAUUUUCCCAAUCGAGUCCACUUCCACGCCAAAGAAGUCACCAGCAGGCAGCACACCGCGGUCCCUAUUCGCAGGCGUCUCAGCAGGUGGCCUAUUUCACCGUGCCGAGGCGAAUCCCACCGGAACCCUGAAUUUCAUUCGCAAGAUCCCAGCCAACGCAAAAAAGUCGACACUCGCCAAAGCUCGGUCGGGCACCGGCUCCCUGCAGAGCAAAACGGCCGCACAGGCCAAUGCUCUCGCGGCCGGACACCAGGUCUACGACGAAGAGGAAUCAUCGUUCACGAGGCUGUGGCCCAGGCCGGGUAAGGGCAUGUACAGCCGGCUGCCGCCUGAGGCGGACGAUGAUCGGGGCUUGACGGACGACAAUGACCACGCUGCAUUCAGUGUGAUUAUCUUUAAUGAGAAAGGCAAGAAAAUUGAGGAGAACGGGGUCAAAGUCUAG
Messenger RNA from Diaporthe amygdali, 2604 nucleotides. RefSeq names its product transferase family iii. Gene Ontology annotation, molecular function: catalytic activity. The transcript is spliced from 9 exons. NCBI's taxonomy places the organism in Eukaryota, Fungi, Ascomycota, Sordariomycetes, Diaporthales, Diaporthaceae. The record is from RefSeq and is a predicted model, not a curated record. The coding region runs from base 1 to 2604 and encodes 867 amino acids.